Messenger RNA from Hyalella azteca, 2988 nucleotides. Its product is annotated as rho GTPase-activating protein 1. NCBI's taxonomy places the organism in Eukaryota, Metazoa, Arthropoda, Malacostraca, Amphipoda, Hyalellidae. Gene Ontology annotation, molecular function: GTPase activator activity. The transcript has 9 exons. The record is from RefSeq and is a predicted model, not a curated record. Bases 180 to 1652 code for a protein of 490 amino acids. Gene Ontology annotation, cellular component: cytoplasm. Gene Ontology annotation, biological process: small GTPase-mediated signal transduction; negative regulation of endocytic recycling.
UUUUCUUUGGCAUUUUUGCUUGUAAAUGACAAAAAGUAAUACUGUUUAUGUUUCUAUUGUGAAACAGCUUUGAAGUAGCCAUAUAAGUUAUAAGAGGUAAAUUCACAACUGUGAGAUGUUUACUGAGAACAUUUGGCCUGAACAAAACCCAAGUCCCUGCAUUUGACUUCUUUUAUACCAUGAACCAUCAAUUUAAUAAAGGACCUGGUGCCCCACAGCGUCAGUUCAGUGCUGGUCGUCAAGGUGGCUUCCCUGCCAACCAUCUUGAAGAUCCCUUACCAAGCCUCAGCGACUUCCAUGACUAUGAGCCUAACCUUGAAUUUGAUGACACUGAGCUGCAUGCUGUCCCACCUGUAACAGGUGACAUGCCUGACUUGGUGCAGAUUUCUCAGGACUAUCAAGAGUCUCCUGUUUCUGACGGCACUAUUGAGGAAAAUUUUGAGAUGGAGUUGGGUGAGGAGGCAGAGGAUGAACUUGGUAAAAAACCGGACAAGACCUUACAACACUCACCACCUGUACCACAGGACUUUUCUGACAUUGCCAAGCACGGCAUAGUAGACAUUGUUGGAGAUGAUCCUUAUGGCAGGAAGGUGGUGGUGGUGUCUGCCUGCAAGCUCCCCAGCAACAAGACCUUUGAUCAUGCAAAAUUUUUAGCGUACCUAAUGCACACCCUGGACCAAUACGUUGAGCAAGAUUAUUCUCUUGUGUAUUUCCACUUUGGCCUGAACAGAAAUAACAAGCCACCUUUUUCAUGGCUCUGGUCUGUGUAUAAGCUCCUUGAUAGGAAAUAUAAGAAGAACCUGAAGGCACUCUAUCUUGUGCACCCUACCAAUUUUAUCCGAGUUGUUUAUAAUAUCUUCAAACCGGCCAUCAGCGCAAAGUUCGGUCGGAAGUUGCUCUAUGUAAACUACCUCCAAGAACUGCAGCAGCAUAUUGACCUCAAGCAGCUGCCCAUCCCGGCUUGCGUUAAAGAGCAUGACGCGCUGUUGGUAUCCAAGUUACGAGCACCGCUGAGAGCUCCCCAAGUGAGCAGCAAAGAAGUGUCGCCGCGCCAUCAGUUCGGGGGCGUGAGUCUGCAGUUCAUUAAGAAUAACAACGACCAGGACCCCAUACCGUCCAUACUGAAGCAGUGCAUCACUUACCUUGACCAUCCUGACGCUCUGGAGACGGAAGGCUUGUUCCGACGGUCUGUGGUGGCGUCGAGCGUCGAGGACGUGAAGCGUCGCUGCAACGCUGGCGAGGUGAUCACGUUUGAGCCUGUAAACGAUGUGCACCUCGCAGCCGUCAUGAUCAAGACUUUCCUGAGGGAGCUCGAGGAGCCGCUCAUACCUUACUGCCUCUACGAACAAGUGCUUGCCAUGCACAGUCUUGAGAAGAGCCAACGUGUGGGGGCGUGUCGAGCUCUUGUUCUGGAGCAGCUUCCAGAGGACAAUUACCUUGUACUUAAGUUCAUAGUUAACUUCUUGGCCAAGGUCAUGGACCGGGCUGAUUUGAACAAGAUGACGGCAGGCAACUUGGCUGUCGUGUUCGGGCCCAACUUGUGUCGCCCGCCCGUCGGAGGCAGCCAGCAGAUCUCGCUCUCUUCCAUGCAAGCUGUCAACGUCUUUGUUGAAGCUCUCCUCACCAACCACCACUGCAUCCUCACCAAGUGAAGAGCUGCUGCUGUGUCACCAAGUGAAGAGCUGCUGCUGUGUCACCAAGUGAAGAGCUGCUGCUGUGUCACCAAGUGAAAAAAGGCAGCUUCAGCACAUUCAAGCAUUUCAUAUUCACUAACCAAAAUUAUUAAUUCUGAGUGAGAAACUGCAUGAAGAGAUUCUCUUCAUGCAGCGAAAAGUAUCUAAAUGUUGCGCCCUUUUGCGUGCUUUGCUCUCUUCAGCUCAUGAUAUUAAAAUAUCCAGUUUUCCAUAAACUUUCAUGAAUGCCAAAGAAACGAGUGCAAACUACAGAAAAUAUCUAGAGUCCUCCUAUGAAUAUUGCGCGCGCUAUACGAAACUCUCUUACAAUAGAGAUUACUCAUUGAAAAUAUCCCCCUGCAUUAUAUGUGGUUGUGUGCACUCUAUGUUUGCUAACUGCGCAUAACGUCGAGGAGGUUGAAGAUAAAUUUCUUCAUACACGCAAUGUACUUAGGCAAUGCAUUCAUGGUAUAUUCAUUCCUUGCUUGUUCUAGUUUCAGCCUCGGCUCAGCUGUCUUGUGACAGCACUCUUUUUAGCUGUUGCUUUUAGUACCAGCUGUAGGAGCCUUCUGUGGUUACCAGCUAUUUCAACUACAAACAGUUCCCUUUUGUUCAAUGGUUGUUCACAAUUUAUUAAAUUAAUUCUAAAAUGUAUUUAUUUGCUCUGAAUAGGUUUCUUUGAUAUUUUCGCUCAACACAUAUUUGGUUGUGAAAAUUUUCGGAUUAUUGCGCCCUUGUUGUACAUUGAUACUUUUAGUUUAAGUUGUUGGUGCUGCCCGUGUCGUAUCGAGUGUUCAUGAAGCAGAUUCGAUAGCGGUGCUGAGUGUCCGUUCUGGAUAGUUUUUAGGGUAAUUGUACAAAAUAUCUUCAAUAAUCCAUCACUAAUUUCUUAUGGCAGUAGCAGCGGCAUUGCCAUCUAGUGAAUUUGUCUGCCGCAAAACUUAUCUAGCGUGAAUGUCGGCUCCGCUGUUUAGAACUUCAAGGUUGGCACAAACUGUCUAACAUUUUCAAAAUAAUUGCAAACAACAUUUUUUUCAUUCAAUUAUGCACGGUUUUCAUUAUUCCAUUAAUUUAAAAUUCUGCUUCAAAACAUUCCAUUAGACUUUCUUAACCUUACUUGCAACUGCCUUCACACACAUUCUGUCACAAAUAUCUUCUCUAGAUAUUCUCAACCGGGGGAAAUGCUGCUUUAUAAAUAGACGCUUUCUAUUAAAAAUUUGCAGUACUGAAAAGAAAGGGGUCUUUCAGUGUGAGACUUCUAACUGACUACAGUGGUAAACGUUCAAUUAACUUGAAUGCACCGUUCUCCUGAUUU